Molecule: messenger RNA, 1468 nt
Organism: Dermacentor silvarum
Lineage: Eukaryota; Metazoa; Arthropoda; Arachnida; Ixodida; Ixodidae
Product: distal membrane-arm assembly complex protein 2
Exons: 4
Coding region: 432-1406 (324 amino acids)
Source: RefSeq, a predicted model, not a curated record
CACCCACCGCUAUUUCGACGUCCGCAUACGCCUGCCCUCGGCGUGUAAAUUUUCCUGUGCACAGGAAAAUUGCAUUGAGUUGGUCUUUAUUCUACGACCAUGCUAUGAGCCGUGUGUGAACCGCGACUUGAGUCGUGUGUUGUUGUGACAUGAAACUGUUCCUACGGUUAAUUUACCGGUGGAUGUCCUUCUAGUCGCGCUUCCUCGCAAAAAAGUGUUCCCUGUUUCGUUCACGCCGGUACUGGUGGUUAUUACGAGUAAAACUCUGGUCAAAGCGGCCCCGCGGCUAGUCGUUUGGCGUCGUCGACGCACCAUUCGACCGGUUUAUUUCGAGAAACUGGACCGCCACGUUACGGCUGCGUUACGGUGUGGAGCUGUGUAGAUUUCGGUGGAGCUCAUCUUUCCUGGUCGACACAGGCGCGUGUCCGACAAUGCUGCGACGCCUUCCCAGCGUGCUGGCGACCUCCGCUGUCGAAGCGAACCGCGGGAUCAUGUCGCUACGAAGCAAUCGCUGCCUCAGCAGCCGCGGCGGAGACGUUGAGUGGGAGCGUAAGAAGAAACCGACGCUCGGCAACCCGAGUGACGACUACGUGGCCAUCGACUCGGCGCCCAACGUGCUCGAGAAGGCGGGCUCGCUCUUCAAGGGAUUGAGCAUCGAUUUCGCGGCCUCCUUGCAAAAGAUGCCGGCCUACUUCACGCGGGAAUCUGCCUUCGAGCGCAAGCUGUAUCGAGAAAAGAUGCGGCGUCUGUCUGGCCAAAAAUUCUUUGCAGAGCGCCACGGUAUCCUGGGCGCCGAUCUAGCAGCUGCAUCGUUCCUCAUCUUCCGAGGAGCACUUGUCAAGUUCCACGGUAACGACGAGUGGUUCAAGAAGCAGAAGGAUGAUGAAACGGGCCUUCCCGUGAAGUACGAGCCGGGCUGGGUCGUCGAAGCCAUCGAUGCCGCAAACGCCGAGCUCUAUUACGAGGGCUUGGACAAUCUUAUGUGUCUCGAGGGUUUGAAGGCUCUCCGGCUGGCUGGAAAUCCAAACGUUGACGACUGGUUUCUGGACAGACUGAGCCAGUUCAAGGAGACCUUAGAACAUCUGGACAUAUCUGGGUGCCCCCAGAUCACUGAGCAUGGCUUGGCUGUUCUCUACAGGCUGAGGAAGUUGAAGACCAUAACACUGGGCCACCUGUCUCAUAUCAAAAACCUCAAGCUGGUUGGCUUGAUGCUGGAGGACGCCAUACCUGGCUGCAAAGUACUUGGCAUCAAUUAUUUCGAAUCGGACACGUCAUCUGAGCAGGCGAAGGAGCCGUCAUCCAGAGAAGCCCACCUGAAGCCACAGGUGCAACCAUUUCCAUCGGCAGAAAAAACGGAAAACAAUUUUAAAGGUUCAGAGACAAGAGCUGUUAAGCAGAGCACAUAGAAAAGCUUAAGCAGUGUACAUAUUAGAAAAAAAAUGCGAAAUUAAAAUUUCUCUUUGUUGAA